Molecule: messenger RNA, 1663 nt
Organism: Penicilliopsis zonata CBS 506.65
Lineage: Eukaryota; Fungi; Ascomycota; Eurotiomycetes; Eurotiales; Aspergillaceae
Exons: 3
Coding region: 329-1525 (398 amino acids)
Cellular component (GO): lipid droplet; dehydrodolichyl diphosphate synthase complex; membrane
Molecular function (GO): ditrans,polycis-polyprenyl diphosphate synthase [(2E,6E)-farnesyl diphosphate specific] activity
Source: RefSeq, a predicted model, not a curated record
UCUAGCGCUGCAUUUAUAUUGCAUCUGAAUUUGAAUUCCACCAUUUCAUACUACUGUGUGCUGUUGGCAGGAUCUUCGGCCUGUCUUCCAGUGACGACACGUAGUGGCAACUUGUCAGAUCAACUCUUCUCACCUCGCCUCCAGACCACCUGGGUUUCUUCUUUUUUUUUUUUUGUCUGCGGAAUUCAAUUUCAAGACCGAGGGUUCUUUUUCCGCUUUCAUUCCAGACUGUUUUUUUUCCAAAUCGACAACUUGCAUCCUCACUUAAUCACAACAAUCUCCUUUAUCGCAUACCUAUUUCUUCUAUUCUAGAUACAAUUCAAACACAAUGUCGACGUCAAUGCAUCUCUCGAAGCUCCGGAAGUGGUUUCUUGCCUCUCCGCCGGUCGAGUUUGCCAUCUCCAACCUCAGGGAGCUGUUGAUUGGGGCAUUGAAGCAGGGCCCCAUUCCCCAGCAUGUCGCUUUUGUGAUGGACGGAAACCGGCGGUUCGCUCGGACGCAUGGAAUUGAAACGGUGGAGGGACAUAAUCUGGGCUUCGAGGCGCUGGCGAAGAUUCUCGAAGUAUGUUACAAAAGCGGUGUCAAAGUCGUCACGAUUUACGCCUUCAGCAUUGAGAACUUCAAGCGCUCGAAAUUCGAGGUGGAUGCCCUGAUGGACAUGGCCAAGGUGAAACUGUCUCAGAUGGCGCAACACGGAGAUUUGCUUGAUCGCUACGGGGCAAGAGUUCGCGUUCUUGGCCGCCUGGACAUGCUCAAGCCAGACGUUCUCGCUGCCGUCAACCGAGCCGCGGAAUUGACGAGCCGCAACGGUGAUCGGGUCCUAAAUAUCUGCUUCCCGUACACCUCCAGAGACGAAAUCACGACAGCGAUCCGCGAUACUGUGGCUGAAUACAGCACCCCCGUGAAACGGGCCCAUUCUUCAUCCGUGCCGCGCGCGCCAUUUUCACAGUCUCACAUCGCCCUCAACAUCCAAGCACAAUCACUUCAUGCGAAGGUACAAGAUCCAACGAGCGACAUCGAGUCGGUUUCCGUAGCGUCUACGGCAGAAGACGAGGGCGCCACGUCGAAUCAAGAACCGGAUGAGCUGUACGAGUCGGAGUCUUCCUUCUCCUCGUCAACCACCCUCCACCACCUCGGACACCAAGACGGACAGGCUACGGGGGUCAAGGGACCCCAAUUCAUCUCCCCUGAAGCUAUCACUCGACAGACAUUGACCGACCACAUGUUUACCAAGGACAACCCUCCCCUCGACCUCCUGAUCCGGACGUCGGGAGUGGAGCGUUUAAGCGAUUUCAUGCUCUGGCAGACUCACGAGGAUACCGAGAUUGUCUUCUUGGAUGUCUUGUGGCCGGAAUUUGAUCUCUGGCACUUCCUCCCCGUGCUUCUCGGCUGGCAACGAAGGAUAUCCAAGAUGAAGAAGAACCCCGAAGCAGAGGGCAACUUUGACGGCGACGUGCUCGAUUCCUACAAUGACAACGCGGAUGGCUAUAUGCCCUCUGAGGCAGCCAAACCGAAGGCUAUAUAAUUGAUUCCAUAGACCAGAAUACCUGUGUUAUUAUACAUUAUCUGCAUUGUUACCGGGGAGUUGGGAGUUGGCUGGAUUCUGCUACCCACAAAAUGAACUUAUUUCUUUCUCCUAUGUAGUACCUUACCUUGUAACUAU